AACAAAAGAUUCAGUGGUAUUUUAAUCAAACUGUAAUAGCUAGAAUCUCAGGAGAUUUCAGUGUUAUCUGUACAUAUGUUCAGUGUCCUGAGAGAUUCGGAGACAGACUGAAGCUGGAUCAUCAGACUGGAUCUCUGACCAUCAUGAACAUCAGAAUAACAGACUCUGGACUUUAUGAUCUACUGAUCAACAGUAUCCGCCUCAGCAACAGAAGCAGCAAUACCAGGAUCUUCAUUGUUGCUGUUCAUGGUGUUUCUGCUGCAGAACGAGAUAAAAUGAAGAGAAAGUCAGUGAAGGAGGGAGAAUCUGUUACUUUAGACACUCAUGUAAUAAAAAACCCACAUAAUUCGAUAAAAUGGUAUUUUAAUGUAAUUCGUAUCGCUGAAAUCACUGGAGAUCAGAGUAAGAUCGGUACAGAUGAGAGAUUCAGAGACAGACUGAAGCUGGAUCAUCAGACUGGAUCUCUGACCAUCAUGAACAUCAGAACCACAGACUCUGGACUUUAUAAACUACAGAUCAGGAGCAGCAGAUUCACCAUCAUAAGGAACUUUAGUGUUUCUGCUGCUAGUGUGGUGUCAGUGAGGACAAGAGAUACACUCACUCUACACACUGGUGUUAAAACAAACCAACAGGAAAAGAUUAGAUGGUAUUUUAAUGACAUCCUCAUCGCUGAAAACACUGGCAAUCUCCGUAAGAUCUGUACUAAUGUCCGGUGUAAAGAGAGAUUCAAAGACAGACUGAAGCUGAAAGACUUUGGAUCUCUGUCCAUCAUGAACAUCAGAACCGAAGAUGCUGGAGAAUAUAAACUAAAGAUCAGUAGCAGCAUCGUAGAGAUCUUCUAUGUUUCUGACGCUAGUAAAGAUCAGAUGGUCAGCUCUGUUUUCUCAGGUUAUUCUGUUGAUUUAGGCGAAGUAUCAGUGAAGGAGGGAGAUUCAGUCACUUUACACACUGAUGUUAAAACAAACCAACAAGAAGAGAUUAGAUGGCGUUUUAAUGACAUUAUCAUCGCUGAAAUCAGUGGAGAUCUCAGUUUUAUCUGUACAGAUGUUCAGUGUAAUAAUGAAGGUGCUGAGAGAUUCAGAGACAGACUGAAGCUGGAUCAUCAGACUGGAUCUCUGACCAUCACAAACAUCACAAACACAGACUCUGGAGAAUAUAAACUACAGAUCAGGAGCAGCAGCAGCUUCAUCCAGAGGAAUGUCAGUGUUACUGUCACUGGUGUUUCUGCUGCUGAACGAGAUCAAAUGAAGAGAAAGUCAGUGAAGGAGGGAGAAUCUGUUACUUUAGACACUUAUGUAAUAAACAAACCAGACAAUUUAAUGUGGCAUUUUAAUGAAACUGUAAUCACCGGAGAUCAGAGCUAUAUCUGUACAGAUGUUCAGUGUAAAGAUGCUGAAGACAGAUUCAGAGACAGACUGAAGCUGGACAAUCAGACUGGAUCUCUUACCAUCAGAGAUAUCAGAAUCACAGACUCUGGAGAUUAUAAACUACAGAUCAGGAGCUACAGCUCAAUCCGCAUCACCAGUGUAAAGAGCUUCAGUGUUACUGUCAGUGACAUCAGGACACAGCGAAGUCAUCAGGCAAACAGUGUUGAAGGCUCAUCCUCAAAUCAGACUGAGCCUGUAGAGGCUUACACUCCUCAUGAAUUGUCAUCAAACCAGAGUCUGAGGCGGCCAGUGAGAAAUUAA
Messenger RNA from Carassius auratus (goldfish), 1688 nucleotides. RefSeq lists its product as uncharacterized. NCBI's taxonomy places the organism in Eukaryota, Metazoa, Chordata, Actinopteri, Cypriniformes, Cyprinidae. Bases 144 to 1688 code for a protein of 514 amino acids. The record is from RefSeq and is a predicted model, not a curated record. The transcript is spliced from 8 exons.